UUUGUUUGUUUUGUUUGUUUAUUUAUUAUUAUUAUUAUUAUUAUUUUAAUAGAUUUGGAGAUACACGUAUUGUCCAAAAACACCAAUAUAAGAUAACCAGUACUUCUGAGAAUCUCACAAAAACUAGAGAGGGUAUUAAAAAAAUGGUGAUUGAGUUGUUGGUAUUAGGAUUAGUGUGGCUAACAGGAGGAGCAUCCUCAGCAUCUCUAGCAAGGCCUGGUUGUGCAGACAAAUGCGGAAAUAUUACCAUUCCUUACCCAUUUGGGAUUGGAGCGGGUUGCUAUGGCAACCAGAGCUUUGAAGUAACUUGCGAUAAGUCUUUCAAUCCACCAAAACCUUUCAUCACUACCAACAACCUUGAGGUGCGUUAUAUUGACCUAUGGGGCUUCGUUGACAUCUAUCAUCCGGUGCUAGCUUAUAAUUGUCCAAAUGGGACUAAUGUUCAUCGACUUGCGAAUUUGCCCAGUCCUUUUUGGUUCUCUGAAAGCAAUAAUGUUUUCACGGCCACAGGUUGUAACAACCUGGCCUUAAUCAUGAGCCAAGACCAACAAAUUAUAGGUGGGUGCGCAUCACUUUGCGACAAUUCAAAUUCAACUGCUCGAGGAAGUUGCUAUGGAAUCAAAUGUUGCCAGACCACAAUCCCUCCAUCACUCAACUUCAUUAAUGCAUCUCUGAGCAACUUUGAUUCUAAGAAUACUACCAAUCUUUCAAAAGAUUGCAAGUAUGCGUUCAUAGUGGAUGAAAAUUGGUUCAAUUAUAUCUUGGGAGAUCCCUUUGAAAUACAAGGAAUGGAAAGCGUUCCUGCUGUGCUGGCUUGGGGCAUGGAUGGAGAGUGCAACAGAUCGGUGCCUGCUAGUAACACAUUAUGCGGAGCAAAUGCUGUAUGCACUCGAACAACAAGAAAUAGUAACUUUACUUACGCAUGCUAUUGUAAAAUUGGCAAGGGGAACCCAUAUCUGUCAGAUGGAUGUCCAGCGGACAACAAGAAAACUCGAAUGAUUAUCAUAGGUAUGAGUACGAGUUUUGGAUUAGUAUUUCUACUUAUUGGUAUAUGGUGGUUGUAUAAAUUGGUGAAGAGGAGAAAGAAACACAUGCUCAAGCGAAAAUUCUUCAAACGAAAUGGGGGUUUGUUAUUGCAACAACAACUGUCUUCGAUCAAUCAAGGUAAUGUUGAGAAAAAUAAGUUAUUUACUUCAAAGGAGUUGGAAAAGGCCACUGACCGCUUUGAUGACAACCGGAUCCUUGGUCAAGGGGGGCAAGGUACUGUAUACAAAGGCAUGCUAAUUGAUGGUAGAAUUGUAGCAGUUAAAAAGUCCAAGAUAGUGGAUGAAGGCAACCUUGAACAAUUUAUUAAUGAGGUCGUUAUUUUAUCACAAAUUAACCAUAGGAAUGUGGUUAACUUGUAUGGGUGUUGUUUGGAGUCAGAAGUUCCCUUGUUGGUUUAUGAGUACAUCCCCAAUGGAACCCUUUACCAGUACAUCCAUGAGCAAAAUGAAGAGUUUCCACUUACCUGGGAUAUUCGUGUUCGGAUUGCUACAGAAGUUUCAGGAGCUCUUGCCUAUCUACAUUCAGCAGCCACCAUACCCAUUUAUCAUCGGGAUAUGAAAUCCACAAACAUUUUGUUAGACGAGAAAUUCAGAGCAAAAGUGUCGGAUUUUGGGACUUCAAAAUCAAUUGCCAUUGAUCAAACUCAUAUGACCACAAUAGUGCAGGGGACCUUUGGAUACUUGGACCCGGAGUACUUCCAAUCAAGCCAGUUUACAGAAAAAAGUGAUGUUUAUAGCUUUGGAGUUGUUCUUGUUGAGUUGUUAACUGGACAACCACCAAUCUCAUCAACCAGAUCAGAAGAACGAAGUUUGGCAACAUAUUUCAUGAUGAUAAUGAAGGAGAACCGUUUAUUUGACAUUCUUGAUGCUCGAGUUUCCAAAGAGAUUGGGAAAGAAGACAUCAUUCGGGUCGCUAAUCUUGCAAAAAGAUGCUUGAACUUGAGUGGGAGAAAAAGGCCUACAAUGAAAGAAGUUGUAACUGAAUUGGAAGGGAUUAGAACAUCACAUGAAGUAUGUACCGUUCAAAAAAAUUAUGAAGAGGAUGAAUAUGCAGUAAUUGAACUCACAGGACCUUGGGAUGUUGUUUCAACUUCGACAGGGUCUCAUUUGCAUAGGAGUGCAUCAUCAUCACGGGAUGUCAAUCCUUUGCUAUUUAAGUAAUUGUGAUUGUUAAAAAUGUUUGUUUGCUUGUUUUUUUUUUCGCUUCAUAUUUUACAUCUGUCUUGCUUGAAAAAAUAGUGUAUCAAUCAUUACCCUUGUAUUUCCUACUUAUGUAGUUUAAGAAAUCGUGAUAUGUUUCUGUAAUUAUAACAAAUUUUGAAUUUUAUAUAAUACUUUGGUUGGUUUUGUUGCCUAA
This is a messenger RNA of Cornus florida, 2403 nucleotides long. Its product is annotated as wall-associated receptor kinase-like 2. The transcript has 3 exons. The coding region runs from base 144 to 2207 and encodes 687 amino acids. The record is from RefSeq and is a predicted model, not a curated record. Gene Ontology annotation, cellular component: plasma membrane. Gene Ontology annotation, molecular function: ATP binding; polysaccharide binding; protein serine/threonine kinase activity. NCBI's taxonomy places the organism in Eukaryota, Viridiplantae, Streptophyta, Magnoliopsida, Cornales, Cornaceae. Gene Ontology annotation, biological process: cell surface receptor signaling pathway; protein phosphorylation.